Molecule: messenger RNA, 7095 nt
Organism: Nylanderia fulva
Lineage: Eukaryota; Metazoa; Arthropoda; Insecta; Hymenoptera; Formicidae
Gene: crb
Product: cell polarity complex component crumbs
Biological process (GO): establishment or maintenance of epithelial cell apical/basal polarity; heterophilic cell-cell adhesion
Cellular component (GO): protein-containing complex; plasma membrane
Molecular function (GO): calcium ion binding
Source: RefSeq, a predicted model, not a curated record
UAACAUCUUUUAAUUCCGUUGCUCGUUCCUGCUCAAACAAUCAAAAUUUAAGCAAUCUCGUUGCGAACAUGCGAGCAAAAGGAGAGGGAGAGCCAGGUAGAGCGAGCGAGAUGGCAGCGUUCUCCGCCACUGUCGUGACGGUGGACGGCGGCGGCGAUGCGGCUCGCAGACCUCGCAGUCUCGUUCGGCGGGCGUUCGUCGUCGGUCGAAGUUGGUGGUAGGCGCGAGGGUGUAAAGGUGAGAGUGGUGACCAGAAGAGAAAACCUGAAGCGGGAAACGACAUUUUUUAGUGCAAUACAAAGUGAGCGAGAAAAUACAGAAGAAUUUAGAAUGCUGAAUGCGUGAAAAGAUAACAAGUACGACGAAAAGGAGUCGAGAGAGAUCUGGAGCCGGAAAAUGCGGUCGCGACACGUCGUAGCAGUUCUAGCCAUUUUGUUGGCUAUCGUUCAGGGAGCUCCCCAGAAUCUCAGACGUCGAAACUACGAAGAGUAUCCGCGCGAAGCCUAUUUCAAUGGCUCAGCGUUCCUGAAGCUGAAUUCUUUCGUGUCCGUGCAUCGUCACAGUGGUCUCAGCUUUCGCACAUGCGAUCCCGGUCGGUUGUUUCUGCAAAAGUACAACGAUGAUUCCAUCAGUCUCGAGGUGACGCCCGAGGGACUACUCUUUGUUGCUGUAGUCGAUCAGCAAAGGUAUUGGGCUAGACUGAACGCCAGAUUGCUCAACAAUAUCUGGCACAACGUCAAUCUUUUCUUCAGACUGGGCAAUCUCACUUUAAAUGCCGCAGGACAUACUCAAGUGAUUGCAAACGCGACUUAUAAUUCUGCCAUUCUGACGCUUCCCGAUUACGACGUAAACAGUUCACUCAUAAUUGGCGAAGAGUUUAAAGGAUGCAUUCUGCAUGGACCUGGAAUCCUAUUCAACGACAGCAUCAAUAACGGAGCAGUUUUUGGACCUUGCCCAUUGACUAUCAAAGGAUGUGGAACGAGCAGUCCCGCGAGUGGUACGGGAGCAACUUCCGUUACAACCUCCACCAUGGAUUUCUGUCACCACGAACCAUGCAUGAUGCAUGGUAAAUGCGUGUCGCGGCAGGAUCGUUACGAAUGCCACUGUUACGCCCGGUACUCCGGCAACAACUGCCAGAUCGACAAUGGUCCACCUUGCGAGAGCAAACCCUGCCACAAUGGCGGCAUUUGCAGCGAAAACGAGGAUGGUGAUUUUGUCUGCAAUUGUAAACCCGGAUUUACUGGUAACCUCUGUGAAUCUCAGCUAGGAGUGCGACUAUGUGAGCAGAAUCCAUGUAGAAACGAUGGCGUUUGUAUAUCGCUGACAGAUAGCGAGUAUAAAUGUGAAUGUCAAGUUGGUUGGAUUGGAAAAAAUUGCGAAAUUAAUAUUAACGAAUGUGCCUCGAAUCCAUGCAAGAACGGUGGUAUCUGCAUUGAUGGGAUCAAUAAUUAUACCUGUAAAUGCGACAGGACUGGCUACGAGGGUAUCAAUUGCGAAGAGGACAUCGACGAAUGUCAAGCAAAUCCAUGCCUGAACAAUGGCAAAUGCUUCGACUUAUAUGGCACCUACAUUUGCAGUUGCCCGAGAGGUUUCGAAGGUCAAAAUUGUGAACUCAAUUUAAACGAAUGCUUAUCCGGACCUUGCGCCAACGGUGGCAAGUGCAUCGAUGACGUUGGCACUUAUCACUGUGAAUGUCUCCCAGGAUUCACAGGCCGCCAUUGCGAACUGAAAGGUCUUUGCGAGAAUGCGGCCUGUCCACCCAACAGUAUCUGCGUGGAAGACACCCAUGGACCCCAAUGCGUCUGCAAUCCUGGCUUUAUGGGUAAUCCGCCCAAUUGUACCGUCAAUUAUUGUGCCAGCAAUCCCUGCGCCAAUGGUGGUACUUGCACCAGUACCAGGGAUGAUUUUGACUGUACUUGUUUACCUGAAUGGAGAGGAAAAAACUGCCAGUUGAAUGUAGAUGAGUGCCUGUCACAGCCGUGUCAAAACGGCGGUAUUUGCAUCGAUCGCGUCAAUGGAUAUAUCUGUAAUUGUACUAGAGAUUUUAUAGGUGAUAAUUGCGAACGGGAAUAUGAUGCAUGCGCUGUAAAUCCUUGCCAAAACAAUGGUACUUGUACACUGAUAUCGAGAUCGAAGAGAGAUUUCGUUUGCGAAUGUCCACAUGGCUUCGAAGGCAAGGUAUGCGACGUGAACGUCGACGAUUGUAUAGGUGUAGUGUGUCCUGAUGAUAAGGUUUGUGUCGACGGUGUUGCAGCUUACGAAUGUAAAUGUCGCGAAGGGUACAGAGAUCCCAAUUGUACACUAAUUGUAGACCACUGUGCCACGAAACCAUGUAACAACGGCACGUGCAUCGACUUCGGCGAACGUGGCUUUGAAUGCAAGUGUACAAGCGGUUUUCAAGGCAAAUACUGUGAUCUUGAUGUGGACGAAUGCGACUUACAUGGCAAUUCUUUAUGCAACAAUGGCAUCUGCCUUAAUAAUGAGGGUAGUUACAAUUGUUUCUGUCGGCCGGGUUUCUCCGGCGAUCACUGUGACAUUAACAUCGAUGAGUGCCUAUGUGGCCCGUGCAAAAAUAAUGCCACGUGCCUCGACGGCAUCAAUACGUUUCAGUGUUUGUGUCAACCCGGUUACACCGGCAAAACCUGCGAAGUAGAUGUAAACGAGUGUGAUAGCAACCCGUGUUUAAACGGAGCACGAUGCAUAAAUAGCAUAGCGUCAUACAAGUGCGUAUGCCCGGCAGGUUUUCUGGGUGCCAAUUGUGAAAUUGACAUCGAUGAGUGUAAAUCGUCGCCCUGCUUGAAUUUGGGAAAAUGCAUCGAUGGCAUAAACAGUUAUACUUGCGAUUGCAGUGAUACCGGCUUCGAGGGUCCACAUUGCGAGGAGAAUAUCAACGAAUGCCUCUCGCAGCCGUGCGUAAACGGCGGUAACUGUGUGGAUGACAUUAAGAAUUACAAAUGCCAAUGCUACGCUGGUUACACUGGUAGAAACUGCGAAGUGGACGUAAAUGAAUGCGAGAGCUCGCCUUGUCAGUACAAUGGCACUUGUCUUGAACGGUCAAAUAGGGAACUCUACAAGAACGAACUCCUCAACUUACCUGCAAUUUUCAAUCAGGAGUUUAGUUAUAGCAAUGCCAGCGGGUAUGAGUGUCUUUGCGUGCAAGGUGUCACCGGUAAAAAUUGUGAGAUAAAUAUCAAUGAGUGCGAUAGUAAUCCCUGUGGCCCGGGCACCUGCAUGGAUCGUAUCGGUGGUUAUACGUGCGAAUGCGACGAAGGCUUCGAGGGAGAUCAUUGUCAGCACGAAAUCGAUGAAUGCAAAAAGUACAAUCCCUGCGAACAUGGAAUAUGCAUCGAUGGCAGAGCUGACUAUUUUUGCACUUGCGAUUCGGAAUACGGUGGUAAAAACUGCUCGGUAAAGCUGAUUGGCUGUCAAGGCAAUGCUUGCCAAAACGGUGGCACUUGCUGGCCUUACCUCGUCGACGAAACCAUUCACAAAUUCAAUUGUACCUGUCCCAAUGGUUAUCAUGGCGAAGUCUGCAAUUAUGUGACGACGAUGUCUCUGAGUGGCAGCUCAUAUGUCCUGGUGAAUACCACACGCGAUGAAGGCUACGAUAUCCAAUUUCGCUUUAGAACUACUCUGCCGAACGGUCUUCUGGCGAUCGGCAGAGGGGUGACCAUUUAUAUCCUUCAGUUAGUAAAUGGCAAGCUCAACAUACACUCCAGCAUAUUGAACAAAUGGGACGGAGUUUUCGUAGGUAGUGGACUCAAUGAUUCCAAUUGGCAAAAAGCCUUCGUCGCGAUCAAUGCGACUCAUCUCGUUCUUUCGGCCAACGAGGAGCAAACUAUCUAUCCCAUCAGUCCUAACGAGGGUUCUAACUCAUCAAAUCAUACGUCUUUUCCUACCACUUUCGUAGGCGGUAGCCACAUCAGCUCUCUUAGCUUUCUAAGAAGAUUGUCUCGUUUACCUUCAUUCACUUUCUUCGUUGGCUGCAUGGAAGAUGUCGUCAUUAAUGGCGAAUGGGUCUACUCUGGUACAACAUCGAAAACUGUGUACAUGGAGGACGUGGAACCAGGCUGUCCUCGUGAAGCUCAGUGUUCGCCGAAUCCUUGCAAGAAUGGCGGCCAUUGCACCGAUCGUUGGCGCGAUUUUUAUUGCAAGUGCGAGCGUCCUUACCUCGGUCACACCUGCCAGUACAAUAUGACGGCUGCUACGUUUGGUUACGAGAAUAUCACCGACGGUUAUGUGUCCGUAAAAGUCAGCGAUGCGGCUAGACGAACCGUCAGCUCGGUCGUCGAUAUUUCGAUGUUCAUUCGCACAAGAGAGAGUCGUGGUGAUAUCUUCUACCUAGGUACAGAGCCGGAUUCUCAGGAUGAUCAAAAGUCACAAGAGAAAACUUACAUAGCGGCGCAGCUGGAGGGCGGAGAAUUGCGCGUGAGGAUUCAAUUCAAUGGCACGGAGGCUUACACUGUCGGUGGCGUGAAACUCAACGACGGAAACAAUCAUCUGAUCCAAGUAGCGAGGAACGUUACCCUCGUUCAGGUAAAGAUCAACGGCACUGAAUACUUCCGCAAAACCAUCAGCGCUACAGGAGAUCUGAAUGUGACCGUUCUCUACUUGGGAGGACUACCACAGACGUCACGAUAUAUUCGCCAAAUCGAUAACAAGCCAAUGGAAAUGCAGCAGCUUAAUUUCAAGGGAGUCAUCCAAGACGUGCAAGUAUCGAAUGGAACAAAAACGAUGGUCGUGGAAUUCUUUCCGUUAAAGGCACAUGACAUUCCCACACUCGUUCAAUUCGGCAAUGUUUCUUUCGACCAUGAGAAAGUCCUCGAGGGUGUGGUAUCGGACAACGUAUGCAUAAGCAACCCGUGCAACCACAACGGCUCGUGUCACGUAACAUGGAACGAUUUUUGGUGCCAGUGUCCGCGCGGCUAUACUGGCAAGACUUGCCAAGAGAUGGAGUUUUGUCAACUGCAGGACUGUCCUGCAGGUUCACGCUGCCAGAAUCUUGACGACGGUUACGAGUGUAUCGCCAACGCAACUUUUGAUGGAAUCUCCACUGCCUUCAUGUAUGUGUAUGGACGCGCCGAUGUUAUGGUUACCGAUGACCUUGUUCUUGAUACCAUUGAGAUCACUUAUCGAUCCAACACUGGCGGCACGAUGUUCCAUAUGGCACCUCGCGUGGGCGACCAACACUUCACUGUAUCCGUUUUCAAGGAUAUUGUGUCCGUAUCUUGGCGACUUGAUAAGCAAAAUCAGAACACUGUUUCCUUUGGCAAAAGCCAACCUGAUGGAAAUUGGACCUCGCUUCUUAUUAAAUUGAACAAUAAUUCUGUAGAAUGUGGUUACGUCAAUCCUACCGAAGAACAACCUCACAUAAGUCCUAACUUUAGUUUCCAACUGUGGUACGAUCUCCUAGUGGCAGGAACGGUCACUCUGGGUGGACUUUCUAGUGGCUUGUCCAAUGUACAUACUUAUGUUACUGUUGGAUCCAAACAUGAAAGAAAAAAUGGAAUCGAGGGCAAUAAUGUAGAUUACAAUGAACAUAAGCUGACAACAGCUAUGCCGGCGCAUGAUAUGAUGUCCGGAGAACCGUUUAAGGGCUGCUUGGGCGAAGUGCGUAUCGGCAGCAUAUUACUACAUUAUUUUACGUACGAAGAGGUAUAUCAGAAUGCAAACUUUACGCCGCUAGAAUUUUUAGCAUUGCAGGAUAAUGGCAAUGCCACUCAUCGUGAUAGUGUCGGCUGCCAGCUAUGUUUCGACACGGAUUGUAAGAACGAUGGCUAUUGCCUCGAUAAGGCUAACAGUUAUGUGUGCGAGUGUCCGGCUGGUUAUGCCGAAGAUGAUUGUUCCUUCAAUAUCGACGAGUGUGUUGGCAAUAAAUGUCAGAACAACGCGACUUGCGUCGAUGGUAUCGCAAAUUACACCUGCGUAUGCGAAACUGGCUGGCAGGGAUGGCUAUGCGACAGCGACAUCAACGAGUGCGUGACGUUGAGUCCGUGUAAGCAUGACGGUGUCUGCGUGAAUCUGCCAGGUCACUUUAGAUGCGAAUGCCCGGAUCAAUUCACCGGCGUCUUAUGCGAGAGCUUACGGCUAAUUACUUGUGAGACCGAACCAUGCAAGAACGGCGGUACUUGUGUGGACAUACCAAAUACGAAGACGAACACUAACUUUACCUGUAAUUGCAUGCCCGGUUACGAACUCCCUACCUGCGACACGCCCUACUGCAUUAAUAAAAAAUGCCAGAACGGCGGCAGAUGUGAAUUUUUAUAUCAGACGCCAAGAUGCAUCUGCACUCUCGGUUAUUCGGGCAUAUACUGCGAGACCAACAUCGACGAUUGCGCGCCGGAUUUUGAGGGUAAUGUACCUUGCAAGAACGAUGGCAAGUGUUACGACGGAGUGAACAGCUUUACAUGCGACUGCCAGGGCACCGGUUACACCGGUUCCGAUUGCUCCAUUGACGUGGACGAAUGUCAAAAUCCAAGUGUCAAAUUUGAUUGUGGACACGGUAAAUGUGAGAAUCUGCCUGGUACCUAUCAGUGUAUUUGCGAUCCCGGCUAUUGCGGGCACAAUUGUGGCAUGAUGGAUCCCUGUCAGGAGGAUUAUUGUCAGAACGGUGGAACAUGUAAAUGUGCUGAAAAUGGUGGAUAUACAUGUCAAUGCACUCUUGAAUACAUGGGACAAAAUUGUACAUUGGAGCGAGAAACUUUAUUAGGUAGUCAAGCUUUUAACAUAGCGGUAAUUGUGGGCCCGAUCAUGGGCUGUCUUUUCCUCAUCGCUAUCGGCUCUCUUGUUGCGUUUUUCAUGAUGGCGAGAAAGAAGCGUGCAACACGUGGCACCUACAGUCCCAGUGCUCAAGAAUUCAGCAAUCCACGAGUGGAAAUGGAUAAUGUGAUGAAACCUCCACCAGAAGAAAGAUUAAUUUAAUUAAAGACACGUAAUUGAAUUUAAUUAAAGCAAUGCGGACGGCGAAUCUCGAUAUGUGGAAACUGUUUUUUUUUCUUUCCAAAGAGCAGAUUUUAUAACAGCAAAAAAAGGAUAAAAUAUUGCUUUUGCAAUAAAAUUCUUUUUUGAUUAUAAAGUUUAUGAGAUUUAAGAUUU